UUUGGCAACCUUUUGACACAUCGCUGGCAAAAAAAAAUCCAUCCCCUUCGAAAAACUGUGCAAACCACCGCGAACGAGAAAGUGUACCGUACGAGUUCCGUCGUGUCCGGGAAUCCGUUUUAAGCCCCCCUACCGUUGGUUGCUGCUCCCGCAGAAGAUACGCGCGCCCGACAAUGCUGACCAAUCUGGCCAAGCUGUCCGCUGUCCGCGGAGUGUCGCAGUCCGUCACCAAUGGGCUGAAACCUGCCGUCGUCGGUGCUGCGAAGACCGAAAGCAAAUCGGCAUCUGCCGCAGGUCAGAUCCCUGUCGUUUCGGCCGCAUCCGCCGCUGGCCUGCCGAGCAACAAUGUUCGGGUGGUUUCUGGCGUCACAGGAGCAACACAGAUCCGAUGCGCCCACACCGACAUCCGGGUGCCGGAUUUCUCGGACUACCGUCGUGACCAGGUGAAGCGCCCGAACGCGAAGAACGACAGCGCGGAUGAUCGUGCUGCCUUCACGUACCUUCUGGUCGGAGGUGCCGCCGUUUCGACUGCGUACGUCGCCAAGUCGCUAGUGUCGACGUUCGUCUCCUCGAUGAGCGCGUCCGCCGAUGUGUUGGCCAUGUCCAAGAUCGAAAUCAAGCUGGCCGAUAUCCCCGAGGGCAAGUCGAUGACGUUCAAGUGGCGCGGUAAGCCACUGUUCAUCCGCCACCGUACCGCACAGGAGAUCGAGGCGGAACAGUCGGUCGCGGUCGCUACCCUGCGCGAUCCCCAGAACGAUACGGAGCGCGUCCAGAAACCGGAAUGGCUCGUCGUUAUCGGUGUGUGCACGCAUCUUGGCUGUGUGCCAAUUGCGAACGCUGGUGACUUCGGUGGCUACUACUGUCCGUGCCACGGUUCCCAUUACGACGCGUCCGGCCGUAUCCGCAAGGGUCCGGCUCCGCUGAACCUGGAAGUGCCGUACUAUGAGUUCCCGGAGGAUGGUCUGCUUGUUGUCGGUUAGAAACCGUCCCCUCCCACCACCCCUUCAGUUUCCAUCGCAAAACCGGUUAAAAGAGCAGAACCCUCCCAAUCCAAAUAAGUAGUGCAAAACGAGCUGAACAAUCAAUCUUGGUUCGGCGAUAAGUGUUGAAUGACGCAAAAGGGUUCCUUCGGAUUGUCACCGCCUCGCGUGUGUGUGUGUGUAAGUAUUUGCAAACCCAGUCCGACCAAGGAGCUACUAAUGCCCAGAAAAUCGUAAGAGGCGUCCCAACCCCCCAGCAACAGGAGACAGCAACAAUGCAAACCAAAACCAAUUUACCGAUAGUAGAACAAUUACAGCAGACUGGGUAAUAAAUUGAUUGGUAUAACGUUACUAUAGCUGAU
This is a messenger RNA of Anopheles stephensi (Asian malaria mosquito), 1342 nucleotides long. RefSeq names its product cytochrome b-c1 complex subunit Rieske, mitochondrial (gene RFeSP). Gene Ontology annotation, molecular function: 2 iron, 2 sulfur cluster binding; quinol-cytochrome-c reductase activity. The transcript is spliced from 4 exons. Lineage: Eukaryota; Metazoa; Arthropoda; Insecta; Diptera; Culicidae. Gene Ontology annotation, cellular component: membrane. Gene Ontology annotation, biological process: mitochondrial electron transport, ubiquinol to cytochrome c. The record is from RefSeq and is a predicted model, not a curated record. Bases 174 to 980 code for a protein of 268 amino acids.